Molecule: messenger RNA, 1100 nt
Organism: Onychomys torridus (southern grasshopper mouse)
Lineage: Eukaryota; Metazoa; Chordata; Mammalia; Rodentia; Cricetidae
Gene: Eef1akmt2
Product: EEF1A lysine methyltransferase 2
Exons: 6
Coding region: 20-766 (248 amino acids)
Biological process (GO): peptidyl-lysine monomethylation; peptidyl-lysine dimethylation
Cellular component (GO): cytoplasm
Molecular function (GO): protein-lysine N-methyltransferase activity
Source: RefSeq, a predicted model, not a curated record
CUGCUCGAGCCGCGUCUCUAUGGCAGCCGCGACAGCCCACAAGGCGCAGAGCGACAUGAACGUGGAUGCUGGCAGCCGAGGCGGCGCUGUGGUCCCUGCGCGGUCUCGAGAGGGCAGUCCCGUGGCGUGUGACUUUGUCCCAUCGGCGCUGGGGACGCGAGAGCAUUGGGAUGCUGUUUAUGAGAGAGAACUGAGGACAUUCCAAGAAUAUGGAGAUACAGGAGAAAUCUGGUUUGGAGAGGAGAGCAUGAACCGACUAAUAAGGUGGAUGCAGAAGCAAAGGAUCCCAUUGGAUGCCUCAGUGCUUGAUAUUGGAACCGGAAAUGGUGUUUUCCUGGUUGAACUUGUGAAACAUGGUUUCUCUAAUAUAACUGGGAUCGAUUAUUCUCCUUCUGCAAUUAAGCUUUCUGCAAGCAUUUUAGAGAAAGAAGGGCUAUCUAACAUUAACUUGAAGGUAGAAGACUUUUUGAGUCUUUCCACAAAGCUGUCUGGAUUUCAUGUUUGUGUUGACAAAGGGACUUUCGAUGCCAUAAGUCUUAAUCCUGACAAUGCAGUUGAGAAGAGGAAGCAAUAUGUGAUGUCUCUCUCCAGGGUAUUGGAAGUAAAAGGCUUUUUUCUAAUAACCUCAUGUAAUUGGACCAAGGCAGAGUUGCUAGAUGUGUUCAGUGAAGGAUUUGAAUUUUUUGAAGAGCUGCCAACACCCAAGUUCAGUUUUGGAGGUAGAUCUGGAAACACUGUAGCAGCUUUGGUUUUUCAAAAAAAGUGAGACUUCCUUGGACAAAGUCAGUUAGUUUUCUUGAAGAAACUGUACAGCAAAGUAAACCUGAUACGAAGAAGCAAGUGCCAAUAGUGCUUAGUAAGUACCCAGGCUUAGCAAAUGCCAGUAGUGCUUAGUAAGCACUAAGUCUGCACAGACUGAGUACAGAUAAUGGGGUGGUGGGAAACCACAAGAAUGGGAAUCAGCAUUUAGAUGUCAACUAAGAAUAAUGUAAAAUCGUAUUUUGUAUUUGACAUAUAAAUAUUUUUCUUGUGUUUUAAGGCAGUUUUCUGUAACUAUUAAACAAUUGAAAGCCUCAAGGCAGUAAAUGAAUUUACAGAAA